UCCAAAAUGGCCGCGAUGGUGUUUUGACUGGCUUUGACGAAUAAUACUUUUGUGUUUGUUUCAUUCUUCAUAGAAUUCGGUUAGGAAAGCAUCUCAAGAAGGAAACUGUACAUGUGUCUCUCCGUUUAUUUUGAACAUUAUAAUAAGACAAUCAAGGUUUAACGUUAUUGCUCUUUGUUUGACUUAGUGGACUAUGCACUUUUGGCCAUUAUAAGAUAGCUAGCUGGCAGGCUAGCAAAAUUAUUUAGCUAAAAUUAAAAGAAAGACGAUGGAAGAGCUCAGUGCCGACGAGAUCCGCAGGAGGCGGUUGGCGCGGCUGGCAGGGGGACAGACGUCUCAGCCCAGCACCCCUCUAAGCACGCCUCUGACGUCUCCACAGAGAGAGACCCCUCCGGGUCCCCUGCCUGGCCCCUCGGGGCCCCCGCCGCAGCCCAUGCCAUCUGCCCCCUCUCACACUCUGGGCCUGAACACCCAGAGCAUCACCACCCCUGCCACCUCCCCGAUGGGGGCCUCAGGGGUGGCGUAUCGUAGCCAGAGCAGCGAGGGGGUCAGCUCUCUCUCCAGCUCUCCCUCCAACAGCCUGGAAACCCAGUCACAGACCUUGUCCCGAUCCCAAAGCAUGGACAUUGACACUGCCUCCUGUGAAAAGAGCAUGUCCCAGGUGGAUGUGGACUCAGGAAUUGAGAACAUGGAGGUGGAAGACAGUGAUCGCCGAGAGAAGAGGAACCUCUCUGAGAAGGAGUCCUCCUCCAACUCUGAGGUGUCGGAGGAGCAGGCCCUGCAGCUGAUCUGUAAGAUCCUGCGCGUGUCCUGGAAGGAGCAGGACCGCGACGUCAUCUUCCUCCCAGCCCUGGCAGCGGAGUUCCAGCAGAAGAACCCAAAAGAUGUCUACUCGGAUUUCAAAGACCUCAUCGGUCAAAUCCUGAUGGAGGUUCUCAUGAUGUCCACCCAGUCGCGGGUCCACCACAACCCCUUUGCCAGCCUGACCGCCACGUCCCAGCCAAUCGCCGCUGCCAAAUCCCCCGACCACCACCUGACCCUGCAGCCGCCCUCCAGCCAGGGCAGCAGUCCCAUGAUGCCGUGCGCCGGCUCCUUCGGUGCCGGCUCUCUAUCCAGUCUGUAUGGGUGUAGUCCCCAUCCUCUGGCCCUGAACCCAGCACGAAUGAGCGCUCCGUCGUCCACCUCCUCCACCCCCACCACCCCUCUCUCCCCCACCGACCCGCCACCACCCCGCCCAGCAGCCCUGGGCUCCCCCACCUCCCCGCUGCCCAUCUCCCAGCGCUACCGGCCCUACUCCCUCAGCUCCCCCUGGGGCUCGGCCUCCGCCGUGCCCCCCAGCCCCAUCCCCAUCCCCAGCCCCAGCCCCAGGUCCACGGGGCCCCCCACCCCGGGGCAGGGCCCGUCCUUCAGCCCGCUGACGGCCUCCCUCAGUUCCCCCCGCCAGCGGCAACCGGGCUCCAUGCCCCUGCCCCUGCUGCCACCCAGCUCCCCCAGUGCCAGGGCCAGACGGACUGCCCUUGCUGCCAGGAUGCCCUCUAGCCCCUUCUCCCUCCUCUUCUUCGCCCUCUCCGACGUGUCUCCCGACAGCAGUGAUGAAGAACUGGAAGAGGAGGAGGAGGAGGAUUUUUCUCGGGUGCAGUUUGGCUCCAGCCUGGGUGCCUCAGGAGGGCCAUCAGUGUCGGACUCGGGCAGUGACCGCUUCACCAUUGAGGCGUGCAAGGAGACGGAGAUGCUGAACUACCUCAUCGAGCGCUUCGACAGUGUGGGCAUGGAGGAGAGGAAGGCCCCCAAGAUGUGCAGCCAGCCUUGUGUCAGUCAGCUGCUCAGCAACAUUCGCUCCCAGUGUAUUUCCCAUGCUGCUUUGGUGCUGCAGGGCGCCCUCACCCAGCCCAGGGCUCCGCUGCAGUCGUCGCUGUUGGUCCCUUACAUGCUGUGCCGGAACCUUCCGUAUGGCUUCAUCCUGGAGCUCCUCCGCAUGACUCACCAGGAGGAGGAGGUGUUCAAACAGAUCUUCGUGCCCAUCCUCCAAGGGCUCGGCCUGGCGGUAAAAGAAUGUUCCUUUGACAGUGACAACUUCAAGUACCCGCUGAUGGCUUUAGCUGAGCUUUGUGAAAUCAAGUUUGGCAAAACUCAUCCCAUGUGCAAUUUGAUCACCACUCUACCACUGUGGUGUCCGGAGCCGUUGAGUCCGGCCGGGGGUCGAGAGGUCCAGAGACUCUCCUUCCUUGGAACAUUCUUCAGCCUGUCUGUGUUUGCAGAGGAUGACACCAAAGUGGGGGAUAAGUACUUCUCAGGCCCUGCCAUCACGAUGGAGAACACGCGUGUGGUCAGUCAGUCCCUGCAGCAUUAUCUGGAGUCCGCCCGGGGAGACCUUUUCAAGAUCCUCCACAACAUCCUGCUGAACGGGGAGACGAGGGAGGCCGCCCUCAGCUACAUGGCCGCUCUGGUCAACCGCAAUGUGAAGAAGGCCCAGAUGCAGACGGACGACAAGCUGGUCUCCACGGACGGCUUCAUGCUGAACUUCCUGUGGGUGCUGCAGCAGCUGAGCAUGAAGAUCAAGCUGGAGACGGUGGACCCCUUCUACAUCUUCCACCCCAAGUGUCGCCUGCAGGUCAGCACCGAGGAGACCCGGCUCAAGGCCACCAUGGAGGAGCUGAAGGGCUGGCUGGGCGAGCUGCAUGACAACCCGUCCAAGUUCUCGGAGCCAAAGUUCCCCACGGAGUGUUUCUUCCUGACGCUGCACACACAUCACCUGUCCAUCCUGCCCGGCUGCAGGCGCUACAUCCGCAGGCUCCGAGCCAUCCGGGACUUGAACAGAACGGUUGAGGAGCUGAAAAACAGCGAGAGCCAAUGGAAGGACUUACCCCUGGCCAGUCGCCACAGGGAGAUGCUGAAGAGAUGCAAAACCCAGCUGAAGAAACUGGUGCGCGCCAAGGCCUGUGCAGACGCCGGGCUGCUGGACGAGAAUCUGCUGCGCCGAUGCCUGCAGUUCUACAGCAUGGUGAUUCAGCUCAUCCUGCGCCUGGUGGACCCUGCCUACCCCAACAUGACGCUGCCUCUCAACCCAGAGAUUCCCAAGAGCUUUGCAGCGCUGCCUGAGUUUUACAUUGAGGACGUGGCCGAGUUCCUGCUCUUCGUUGUGCAGUACUCUCCCCAGGUCCUGUACGAGCCUUGCACUCAGGACAUUGUGACCUUCCUGAUCGUGUUCAUCUGCAGUCAGAACUACAUCCGCAACCCCUACCUGAUUGCUAAGCUGGUGGAGGUGCUGUUCGUCACCAACCCGGCCGUGCAGCCCCGCACACAGCGCUUCUUCGAGAUGAUGGAGAACCACCCGCUCGCCAUCCAUCAGCUGGUCCCCGCCCUCAUGAAGUUCUACACCGAUGUGGAGCACACCGGUGCUACCAGCGAGUUCUAUGACAAGUUCACCAUCCGCUAUCACAUCAGCACCAUCUUCAAGAGCCUGUGGCAGAACAUUGCACAUCACGGAACCUUCCUGGAGGAGUUCAACUCCGGAAAGCAGUUUGUGCGCUACAUCAACAUGCUGAUCAACGACACCACCUUCCUGCUGGACGAGAGCCUGGAGUCCCUGAAGCGCAUCCAUGAGAUCCAGGAGGAGAUGAAGAACAAGGAGCAGUGGGAUCAGCUGCCCAGGGAGCAGCAGCAGAGCCGGCAGUCCCAGCUGACCCAGGACGAGCGGGUCUCGCGCUCCUACUUGGCUCUGGCCACGGAGACUGUGGACAUGUUCCACAUUCUGACCAAGCAGGUCCAGAAGCCUUUCCUUCGACCUGAGCUGGGACCCCGUCUGGCCGCCAUGCUGAACUUUAACCUCCAGCAGCUCUGUGGACCCAAGUGCCGUGACCUGAAGGUGGAGAACCCUGAGAAGUACGGCUUCGAGCCCAAAAAGCUCCUGGACCAGCUGACGGACAUCUACCUGCAGCUGGACUGCGCGCGCUUCGCCAAGGCUAUCGCUGAUGACCAGAGAUCGUAUAGCAGGGAGCUGUUCGAGGAGGUAAUCUCCAAGAUGCGCAAAGCUGGCAUCAAAUCCACUAUCGCCAUUGAGAAGUUCAAGCUGCUCUCGGAGAAGGUGGAGGAGAUUGUGGCCAAGAACUCCCAGUCAGAGAUGGACUACAGUGACGCUCCCGAUGAGUUUAAAGACCCUCUGAUGGACACCCUGAUGACUGAUCCGGUGAUUCUGCCGUCCGGCAACAUCAUGGACCGCUCCAUCAUCCUGCGGCAUCUCCUCAACUCUCCGACGGACCCCUUCAACCGACAGGAACUCACGGAGAGCAUGCUGGAGUCUGUGCCAGAGCUGAAGGAGCGUAUCCAUGCCUGGAUGCGGGAGAAGCAGGGGGGCAGAUUGUCUUAGUAAACCACAUGUGACCAUCAGUGAGGGAGGUUUUCACCAUGCCAGAAUUCAACACCAAGCUAUGAUAGAGAGAAAGAGAGAGAAAAUCAGAUAAACAACAGUAACACAAAGGAAAAUAUUCUGAUUUCAUUUCCUUCCCUUUUUUUUUUUUUUUUUUUUCAUUGAGCCGUGUCUUUUAGGCUCCUGGGUCUAAAACGAAAGCAUAAUAAAAAAUUAGACUUUUAAACAAAAAGUUUUGCUGAUGACUUUGUAUAUAUAUCGGCAUAUAUACAUAUAUUUAAUUGAAUGAGUACCAGGGGUUGCUGAGAACUUGCGGAAAGUAGUUAGACUGCCUCUUAAUUGGAUCUUAAAAGAGCCCAGGAUUUUUGUUGUGACAUUUACAAAGUAAAAGAAAAGGCAACUUUAUUUGUGCAUUUUGACUGAUUUUAACAAUGAGGUAAAGAAAAGGACACUGAUUUUUACUGGAUGGAUGGACUGUUCUCUUUGUUGCCCAUUUCAUCCUACUUUGCUUUCAGUAUUUCAAUGAGGUAAAACAAGAUGAGUAGAUGUGGUCUAGAAAAUGCAAAACUGCUCUUCCCACACAGUCAGGCGGCUUCUGGCUUUUAAUGUCAAAUCACCAUGCAUUCUCCUCUACUGAUGACCCUGGGAAAGAAAGAAACGGGAUAAGUGUAUUUAAAAAAAUGUCCUGAAAUCGACUGCCUAAAAGGGGAUCGUUGCUGUAAAAGUAAAAGGUUGGAUUUGAUUAGGCGGCAUUUUGAAAUGGUCAGUGCAACUCUGGAGUGACCAGCAAAUGAUUUGUGGUAUCGAAUGUGUCACCCUGUCAACUUCAAGUCGUCAUGCUCAUGACUGAAGCAGCACCUCCGUGCGCCGACGGAGGUGGACCAUCGCAAUGAUGCUCGAGCGCGAGUCCAAGGACCUCAUCCGAGUGUGACGCAUUCGUACAGCAUGACCAGCAUUAGAGAACGAUGCGCUCACACCAGAUGUCUGUCUUCAAAAACUGUCAUUGAUUUCUGUGCCCACACUGAAAAUGGUUCAUCAGAUCCUGCUGUCCAUACCCGCCCCACCCCCACCCCACCCCACCCCCACUUUGGUUGUUGAAAUCUGUUGUGAAGUUAUAUGGCCGAGUCCUUUUUUUUUUCACCUCCCUCCCCUCGAUUUUAUUUAAAAGAAAGAGAUUACAAAAGUUAAAUUGUACAGGACUUUGCUUCCUUUGCUACAAAUCUUUUUUUGGAUUCAGGACUUUGAAAUGUAAUAAAUGGUGAUGCACACAGACUUGCUACUCUAGUGUCAUGCUUGUUUUUUUAAACAUGGAAUCAUGCAAGGGGGAUUUGUCAGUGUGAAUAAAUAAAAGCGCUCAUGUGAA
This is a messenger RNA of Sardina pilchardus (European sardine), 5729 nucleotides long. It is a transcript of the gene ube4b, whose product is annotated as ubiquitination factor E4B, UFD2 homolog (S. cerevisiae). Lineage: Eukaryota; Metazoa; Chordata; Actinopteri; Clupeiformes; Clupeidae. The record is from RefSeq and is a predicted model, not a curated record. The transcript has 29 exons. Gene Ontology annotation, cellular component: ubiquitin ligase complex; nucleus; cytoplasm. Gene Ontology annotation, biological process: protein polyubiquitination. Gene Ontology annotation, molecular function: ubiquitin-ubiquitin ligase activity. Bases 269 to 4366 code for a protein of 1365 amino acids.